Solanum dulcamara is the source of this 848-nucleotide messenger RNA. RefSeq names its product actin-depolymerizing factor-like. Bases 142 to 579 code for a protein of 145 amino acids. Gene Ontology annotation, molecular function: actin filament binding. Gene Ontology annotation, cellular component: actin cytoskeleton; cytoplasm. The transcript has 3 exons. Lineage: Eukaryota; Viridiplantae; Streptophyta; Magnoliopsida; Solanales; Solanaceae. The record is from RefSeq and is a predicted model, not a curated record. Gene Ontology annotation, biological process: actin filament depolymerization.
GUAUGCUAUAUCGGAUUGUUGUACGUCGUGCAUAUCCACUUGUACAUUGAGACUUGAGUCGUUUAUUUUUCUUUCGGUGGCUGCUUUUGAUUCAACUGCAAUUCUCUUGGUACUCUCUCUCUAGGUCUGAUCACUUUAACCAUGUCUUUCAGAAUUAGAGGGACAAAUGCAUCCUCUGGCAUGGGGGUUGCUGAUCAGAGCAAGGCUACUUAUAUGGAACUGCAAAGGAAGAAGGUGCAUCGAUAUGUGAUAUUUAAGAUUGAUGAGAAGAAAAAUGAGGUUGUGGUUGAGAAAACUGGAGGUCCAGCUGAGAGCUAUGAUGAUUUCACUGCAGCUCUUCCUGAGAAUGACUGUCGAUAUGCAGUAUACGAUUAUGAUUUCGUGACAUCUGACAACUGCCAAAAGAGCAAGAUUUUCUUCUUUGCCUGGUCUCCUUCUGUUUCUCGAAUCCGAUCGAAGAUGCUGUAUGCCACAUCUAAGGACAGGUUCAGGAGGGAGCUGGAAGGCAUACACUAUGAGAUUCAAGCUACUGACCCUACUGAAGUAGAACUUGAAGUGCUCAAAGAACGCGCUUACUGAUUGAAACAUCCUACUAUGAAACAACCGUUCCUAAUAUUUCUGUCUAAUCGUGUCUUAAAAGGCUAAAUUUACUUAACUAUGGGAUAAAUAACUCCGCGCUUGGGUUGCUGAUUACCUGAUUCAUGAUGGUGAUAUCAUGUUUUCUGGUUAUGGGUUCUCUCUCAUUCUCAUGAUGCUUCCCAGUCGAGAAACGGGUAUGGUUCUGUAUGUGAAUCAUUAUCAACUUCAGUAUGUCUACUCAAUGAAUAUUAUGUGUUAUUAGUAUCUGA